Zingiber officinale is the source of this 773-nucleotide messenger RNA. RefSeq lists its product as uncharacterized. The coding region runs from base 96 to 527 and encodes 143 amino acids. NCBI's taxonomy places the organism in Eukaryota, Viridiplantae, Streptophyta, Magnoliopsida, Zingiberales, Zingiberaceae. The transcript has 2 exons. The record is from RefSeq and is a predicted model, not a curated record.
UUAAUGGCGAUGGCGUUUGCCACAUCGAUGAUUGAUCGGGACGAACGAAUCGCAGAGGAUUUGGUAGUGGUCUAGGGUUAGGUUUUUUGGUGGCCAUGGCGACGCAGCAGCAAGGGGGAGCAGGAGGCGCGAAGAGGAAGCCGGUGUUCACGAAGGUGGAUCAGCUGAAGCCCGGGACGGGCGGCCACACCCUCACGGUCAAGGUGCUGAAAUCCGACACCGUUGUCCACAAGGGCCGCGCCGCCGCCGCUAGUCAACUGCGCCCCACCAGGAUCGCCGAGUGCCUCAUCGGCGACGAGACCGGGACCAUCGUCUUCACGGCUCGCAACGAACAAGUUGAUUUGAUGAAACCAGACAACACCGUCAUUCUCCGGAACGCCAAGAUCGAUAUGUUUAAGGGCUCAAUGAGAUUGGCCGUAGACAAAUGGGGGCGCAUUGAGGUGACCAAUCCUGCUGAUUUCACCGUGAAAGAGGAUAACAAUCUGUCUUUGAUCGAGUACGAGCUAGUGAAUGUUACCGAAGAGUAACAACUGUACCUCGGAGAGCAAUCUCAUCUGGUGCAGAAAAUGAUCACCAGUUCUACAUCAUCUCCUGGUGACGAAGUUGUAGGAAUCUUGGCCUGCAAAAUUUGCUGCACACUGCACUUGUUUAGUUAGUCCACUACCUCUUGUUUUUUCUUCUUUCAGUUGAUGUUUCAUGAUGCAGUUAAUAGAUUCUGAAAUAAACAUAAUUUUGUGCUUGAUUAUCCAAUUUAUUUUAGAUCCUUCACGUCA